Molecule: messenger RNA, 1811 nt
Organism: Solanum dulcamara
Lineage: Eukaryota; Viridiplantae; Streptophyta; Magnoliopsida; Solanales; Solanaceae
Product: transcription factor bHLH78-like
Exons: 7
Coding region: 112-1524 (470 amino acids)
Biological process (GO): regulation of DNA-templated transcription
Cellular component (GO): nucleus
Molecular function (GO): DNA-binding transcription factor activity; protein dimerization activity
Source: RefSeq, a predicted model, not a curated record
CUUUCCUUUACGCCUAUUUAAUUCCAUUUUCUCUCUCUUCUCCUUCUUCUUCCUCCUCCUUAACUAAACCUCAUUCUUGUGAAAAAAAAUUGUGUUAAGUUUCUUUAUUUCAUGGAUAAUGACUACUUCUCUAAUGGUGGAAUGCAACCACCCUUCCAUUUUGAACCCAAAAUUCCAUUAAAUUCCCUACCUUCACCUCAAGAACCAAAUUCAGAUUACUUUCUAAACACUCAUUGGGCUACAGAUAAUCAAUACACCCAUUUCGAUUCAGCUUUGAGUUCCAUAGUUUCACCUCCAGUAAUCUCCAACUCUGUAAAUUCCAAUUCAUCGAUCUGCGAAUUAAUUGGUAAAUUGGGUUCAAUUUGUAGCUCUCCUUCAACCCAAUUUACUAAUAGUAGUAAUAAUAUGAAUAACUGUGAUUCGACUAGAACUUCGUGUUAUACUACACCCAUGAACUCUCCUCCAAAAUUACAUAUACCCAUAAUGAACCAAAUGGGAAAAGAUAAGUUACCCAAUUUAGGGGAUUCAGUUAUUAUGAAUUCUCCCCCAUUUUCCCCUCUUUCAGCUGCUAAAUUUUCUUGUUUUGGUAGCCGUAGUUUCAAUGGAAGAACGAGUCAAUUUGAGCUGAACAACGAAGAAUCGUGUUAUGGAUCUGGUACUGGGGUUUUGGGGAGAGGAAAUUUGAGUAGAAUAUCGAGUAGCCCUUGUUUUGUACAAAACAAAAAUUCAAGCCUAAUGACGUGUGACAGAUUGAAUUUGGGCAGAAUUUCAGGUCCUAAUGAAGAAUGUUCUGUUUCUGAGCAAAACCCAAGUGGUGAAGUAGGGUCAAAAACAAGAAAUGCAUUGAAUUUAAGGAAAAGAAAAGCAGUGAAAUCAAAGAAUUAUGCGCCAAUUGUAGAUGAAACUGAAGAUGGUACAGGAAAAAAGAGAUCAAAAUCAACAGAAGGUAAUGGAACUGUUAAAAUGGAGGAACAAAAGGGCAGUGAAAGUGAAGAAACUGAGAAAGAAGUAAAGGAAAACCAAAAGAUGGUGGAGCCACCAAAGGAUUACAUUCAUGUUAGAGCAAGAAGGGGGCAAGCCACUGAUAGCCAUAGUUUAGCUGAAAGAGUCCGUAGAGAGAAGAUCAGUCAAAGAAUGAAGCUUUUGCAAGAUCUUGUACCAGGCUGUAACAAGGUGACUGGAAAAGCAUUGAUGCUCGAUGAAAUUAUAAAUUAUGUCCAGUCACUCCAACGCCAAGUUGAGUUCUUGUCUAUGAAGUUGGCUUCAGUGAACCCAAGAAUGGAUUUUCACAUAGACAAUCUCCUUCACAAAGAAAUAUGUCAACCAAAUGGCUCUUUGCAGCAACAUGUAUUCCCAUUAGAUGGAUAUGGCGAAAAUCUUGCUCAGCUUCCCACAAUAUGUGAGGAUGACCUCCAAAGCAUUGUUCAGAUGGAAUUUAAUCAGAACUCUAACCAGGAUCUGAUUUUGCAGUCACAGACAUUCCCUGUGCCUAAUUCUGAAUCUCACAUGAAAAUUAAGAUGUAGUCACCAUCAUUUGUGCACAAUUUAAGGCCCCCACAGGAGAAAGAGACUGCUGUAUAUAAGCAGAGAGAUUUUUAGUUUAAUCUGCUUCAGAAAUUGCUAAUCAACAAGAUUAGGAUUAGUAUUAAGGGAAUUAUUUCCCCUCUUAUUGUAAUCUAUAAUUGAUUUGAACAUUCUAAUUUUUGCUUUUGUUGAGCUAUUAUAGUAUUUACUGUAUAAUGUUAAUAUCAUCUCAUGUAAGAUAGGAGUAUUUCUCUGUAAAGCAACGAAAGAUGUAGAUCUUAUUACAA